CAAUCAAGGCCACUGACUUCAAACAGAGCCGCGCAAGACUUAUUAGCCUUUUAGUUUUUAGUCUUUUUUUUCCCGGGGAUUUUUCGUAUGAAGCAGUUUCCGUCUCGUUUCAGCCACGGACGCGGCGGAAAUGGGAGACGAGGAAAGGCAAAAGAAACUCGAGGCCGGCAAAGCUAAGCUUGCCGAGUACCGCCAGAGAAAAGCGUACGUAGACUUCCAGAAGAAACAGAAAAAGAAGAAGAAAAAGAAGUCAGCUGAGGACUCGGAGGGCGAUUCGCAGGAAAGAGCGGAGGUUGGGUCGGAUCAGACUGUGGGAGGAGAGGAGGUUUUAGGUGUGGGACGAGAUGAAUCACGAGGAAAUGAAGAACUGCCCACCACGGAGUUUACCUUCACCAAAACCCUGAAGAGUGGAGAAACUGUCAGGCAUGACCAGACCUAUAAGAUAGAGCCAGAGAGCGAAGUAUCCACCACGGCUGAAGAUUGUUCCUCUGAGGUAAAUGGGUGCCAUGAGGAGAUGACAGAGAGCCUAAUGAUGUCUUCAAAGGAUUUGAUCUGGGAGGAGCUGGAGCCCCUGCAGCAGAUCACAAAGGGGCGUACGGUACCGGUUAUGGAGGAUGAAUUAGCAGCUCGGACCCAAACYAUGGAAGAGCUGAAUCAAGGGCUGGAGGAAAUAGGGUCUGACUUUGGCACAGAGACGGUACAGCAGCUGCAGGACUUUGAAGCGGCUCUGAAGCAGAGAGAUGGCAUCAUCACCCAGCUCACAUCCAACCUUCAGCAGGCUCGCGAGGAGAAAGACGAGAUCAUGAAAGAGUUUUUAGCGCUGACAGAACAAAGCCAGAAACUGCAAAUUCAGUUCCAGCAGCUGCAGGCAGGCGAGACGUUGAGGAAUACCAGCCACAGCAGCACCGCAGCUGAUCUUCUGCAGGCGAGACAGCAGCUUGUUCAGUACCAGCAGCAGCUGGAGGAGAUGAACAUCGAGGUUGGAAGGCACCAGAAGACGAGCAGUGAGCAGCUGGAGCACAUCAGCCAGCUCCAAUACAAGCUCGUCGAGAUGGAGAUGUCAGGGAGAAGAUCAGAGGAAUCKUUCUUACAAAGGAUAAAUGAAAAGGACUCUCUGAUCGCCGAGCGAGACAAAGCUAUUUUAAGUCGAGAGCAGUCGCUGAGAGCAGCCGAGGAGGCUUUUGCACAAACACUAAAAGAUAAAAACCAGUUAAUUUCAGAACAAACUGCAAUAAUCAAAGAACAUGAGUGGUCGCUGACCCUGYUGAAGGAGGAACUCGCUCUUGCAGGAAGGACUACAGAUGAGCAUAUUAUGCACCACUCAGAUGAUAAAGACCUAGUUUUAGCAGAGAAGGAGAGGGUGAUCUCAGAACAGGACUGUUCCCUCGUCCAGUUAACGGACGAGCUGGAGGCCUCAGAGAAACACCUGCGUGAACUCCAGCACCAGGUGGCUGCAAGGGAGUUGGAGCUUGAAAAAAGCCUGGAUGAGCURGAAAGCCUGAAAUCUGAAAUGGAGAGCUGUAGGUCACAGUUGGCCAAAGAGCAAACGGAGUUAGAAAGCUGUAAGGAAGAACUUGCUGCCUCCAGACAGAAGGAGCGGAUGUCGUCUAAUGAAAUCAUGCAACUUAUGGGUACGGUGGAAAAUCUGCAGAAACGUUGCUACCAGGGCAAUGUGUCGGAAGGUGACAUGGUCCAGAAAAUGCAGGAAGACGCUGCGAGGAAGCUGGAACUUCUCAGGGCAGAGCUGGAUGAAAUGUACGGUCAGCAGAUAGUCCAAAUGAAACAGGAGGUGAAUCUGCAGCAUGCGGCAAGAAUGCAGAGAAUGACGGAGCAACAUCAGGCUGAGAUCGAGCUUCUGAAAGCACAACAGCGUUCAACUGGCGGCACCGGAGAGGUGGAAGCUSUCACGGUUAGGAUAAAGAAGCUACAGGACACUUUAGAGCAGUCUCAAGCAAUGUACGACAAAGCCAGACACGAGCUGAAUCAAGUCAUCCAAGAGAAAUUAAAGCUGCAGGCCAAGGUGGAGGACCUCCUUCGAGACCUCAGUGCCUCCAAGGCAGAAGUAGAGCUGGUCUCUGCCACUUUCAUCUCUAAGGAAAGCAACCAGCAUGAACUCCAGCUGCUCCAGGAAACCAUCGAGGCCCUGAGGACUGAGCUGUCAGCGGCACAAGAAGCUGCAGAAGAAGCAGAAAUCAAACACGAAUCCGAAAUCACCAACUACAAGAUCAAGCUGGAAAUGCUGGAAAGGGAGAAAGACGCCGUUCUGGACCGGAUGGCAGAGUCCCAGGAAGCAGAGCUGGAGCGACUGAGGACUCAGCUUCUGUUUAGCCACGAGGAAGAACUGACGAAUCUUAGGGAGGAACUGCAGAGGGAGAACUUUUUGAACACGGAGAACCUUCUUAACGAAGCUGCUGUUAGACACCAGAAGGCUUUGGAUGAGCUGCGGAUAAGCUGCGCAGAGCAGCUGGAUUUGUUACAAACAGAGAAGACGAGCUUUGCCUCGGAGCGAGAUGAACUUUUGCACCAGAUUUCAGGGCUCAAAGAGGAUCUGAAGCUCGCGUUGCACGGCCCUAAAGCAGACGAGCUUGUGCGCCAGCUCCAAGAGCUUCAGGUGGAACUCGAGGAACUCAGAACAGGAGCCCAGGAACGAGUUAAAAUGCAGGAGGAAAAUCAGUUGUUGUUGAAAAAAACUGAAGUGCUGGAAAACCAGACAAAAGAAAAAGAACAGUACUGGGAGGAGAAACUGAAGGAGCUCAAGUUAGAAAAGGAAACUCUGAUUGAGGCUAAAAACACUUUGGGAGAAGAGUUGGAAUCAAAAACUAAAAGAAUUGAGACACAGACAGUAGAGAACAAUCAAAUCCAGCAACAAGUGGCUGAGCUUUGUGAGGAAAUUGAAAGGCAGCGAACGACUUUUUCUUUCGCUGAGAAGAAUUUCGAGGUAAACUAUCAAGAGCUGAAGGAGGAAUACACUUGCCUCAUUGAGGCAAAGACGCAGCUGGAGGAGAGGACACGGAGGGACACRCUUGAGUUUGAGGCGAAAAUUGCACGUCUUCAAUUGCAGAUCCAAGAGCUCGAGGAGUGGGGCAGAAAUAUCAAAAUGGAGGAGGCGAAAACUGGAGACAAAGCUGUGACAGAAAAAGGUGCAGAGGAGCUGAUGGAGAAGCUUAAUGAUCUGAGUGAGAAGAGGAGCCUGGCUGAGAGGCUUUCUGAAGUUACAGGUCAGCUGAACUUUACUGAAAACAAAGUGGAACAGCUGGAAGACGACUUAAUACAGGUAAAACAAGAAAACACCAGGGUCAUUGCUGACAAUGAAAACCUGAGGAAGAAAUUGGAAAAGAUUAAAUGGGAGCAAAAGGGAGAGAAGGAAGCCCAGGAAGAAAGGCAAACUGUUGAGCCAGCUUGUUCUUUAGAGGAUCAUCGCCUUCAGAUUCAAUCUCUGCAAGAGGAGAUAAAGGCUCUUCAGUCCCUUCUGCAUGCAGCUGAAGCAGAAAGAGACAGAAUCCGUCAGACUCUGGAGCUCCACAGGCUCUCGCAGACCCCAUCUCCAGCAGCGGUGCGCUCCUCGGGGGAGGGGCCUGUCGAAGGGCGAUCCUCCCCGCACAAGUCGGCAGCCUCGGGGUCAAACAGACGCAAGAGACGGCAGAGGUCAAAGCAGGAGCGCCAGGCUGGCAGCGCUUCUUCAGACAGCAGGGAAGAAAAACAACGGGAGGAGCAAGCCAGAGCGAAAAGUGCUGCAGAGGAGGAGACGCUGCCUCAGAUGCAGAGCCAGGUUAUGUCAYGUUCACCAGAGAGGGCCGGUGAGGAGGACUCCGCUGACGGGUACCAGGGAGACRGAGGCUACAGCAGCAGAGCGGUGAAGAAGCAGGGRAUGGGCUGCCACACGGAGCGUGUCGCGUGUCAGAGAGCCGAACGGGCGGAGGAGACCCCUGAGCAUGACGAGUUCAGGCUACAGAUGGAAGCGCAGCGCCUCAGCCUGACUCAGAUCCACGCUGCUCAACUGGAGCUGCUCCAGGAAGAGACAGACGCCUGCACGCGCUCGUUGGAGCUGAAAAUCCAGCACCUGAGUGACCAAGGUGACCGGGAUGAACAAAAAAUCUUCAAAUACCAGAACGUGAUUGAAGCCGUGUCUGAAGAAUGCACCGAGAUCAUUCGGUCUUUUCAGAAGAUUUUUGGCAAAAAGGUUUUGGAGAGCGAUGAUGCAGCUACUUUGUCGCCCAUUUCAGAGGAAAGACCAGGAAGUAACGAAUCUUCGUCUAUUGUCCUGCAGGCCAGAGAUUUAUACAUAAAUCUUCAGCAGGUGAGGAUAAGUAUUGAACAUGAGCAUCAUCGACUUUCUCAUCUCCAGACUCUGCUGAGAUCUGAUGGAAACAAGAUAUCUGAACUACAGAAGGCCUACGAUGAACUGAAGACCAACAGUGAGAAGAAGAUCUCUGACCUGCAGAUGCAGCUUGACACAAGUUUUUCAUCAAACAAAGAUGCGAAGGAGCAAGUUGGGGCUUCUGCCUCCCCGUCGGACCUACAAAGGCUGAAGGCCGAGGCUCAGGAGAAGCUGCUUCUGCUGGAGGAGAGUCACCGACAGGAAAUGGAGCACCUCAGGGCUCAUUACCAACAGCAGGCUGCAGAGACGGAGGAGAGAAAUGCCACAGAUCUCUUUGUGCUGCAGCAGCGACUGCAGGAGGUCACAGGAGAUGAGACUUAUUACAGCCUAUCCAGUGCUGCCGAGUUCAGCUCUGAGACGACAGAGCAGCGCAGAGAGCAACUAAAGGACCCGAGCGUGGAGGAACUGUCAGAAGGAGGCGCGGGGUCGCGCUCGUCCGCCAGAUCUCCUGCCCUGACGGCGCAGCUGCAGGCGCUUCGRAAAGCACUGGAUCACAAGUACACCCAAGAAGUGGCCGCUCUCAGAGAGCAGCACUGCAGCGAGCUGAGGAGACUGACRGAAGAAAAGGAGCAGGAGAUGAGAAGACGAGAGCGUCGGGAGGACGGAGGAGAGAGGAAGCUGGACCUUAACGGUGCUUUCCGCGCUGGGAGCUCGGCGGAGAGCCUCGGGGARGAGAAACAUCAGCAGGAGAGAGUGGAGGAGGAAGUUGCUAAGGCCAUAGUUCAGAUGUCCGUGGAGUUCGCACAGCAGAGCGAGCUGGCUCGAAUCAACAAGCGUUCCCGCCAGACGAGCACUUCCAUGCAGACCCAGCUGGGUGACGAAGAGGUCGAAGACGGCGAGUCGACCUGUCAGACUCCAAGAGCUUCCCUGUCAGCAGGCGCCGGGCUGGAGGAGGWGGAGAGGCAAAGAUUGGAAAUGGUCCUGGAGGAGAAGAACGCUGAGAUCAGGAAGUUAAAGGAGGAGCUGCAGAAAACUGAACGUAGACAGGCUUUAAAGAAGACAGAUGAUGAUGACGGGGACGGUACACAUACAUCAGUAGCAGGAGGAUUCAAACUGUCAAUAGAUGAUGAGGACUCUUCUGAUAAAGAUACUGAAAGAAACCUGUUGCUUACAGCCAACAAGAAGCUCAGCCAGGUGCUUGUUGACGUCCUGAAGACAACUGCAGCUGCAGAGAAAACUUUAGGCCUCCACAUGCAAAGUUUGCGUGACACGUCUGCAGAAGUUCAGCCGUCUCCUUCCAGCAUGCAGAGAGAAAACACAGAAACUAAAAACCCUUAUUCCUCAGAAAGCUGCCAGAGCGGUGAAACUGGUGCAGACAACGUGAGCAUCUGGUCCGGGCAGUUUGAGGCUGACGAGAGCCUGGAGAUGUCCCAGCAGAUGAUGGACAGCCUGCUCCUGGGUGCAGAGCCACAGCUCAAGAACGAGGAAUAUUUCAUGGGCAUCAGCAGACGACUUCAGGCAGCUUUGGAGAAGAUGUUGAUCGCCAUCACUGACAUGACCGAACAGCUUGAACAUGCCCGGGUGACCCAGACUGAGCUGAUGCGAGAGUCCUUCCGCCACAACCAGGAGAUCAGCGAGCUGCUGCAGAAGCAGGAGGAGCUACAGGAGAGGCUGUCUGAGGAGGCUCGAGCCCGGGAGCAGCUCGCUCUGGAGCUCCACCGUGCUGAGGGUCUCAUAGAUGGCUACACGGGUGAACGGACUGCGCUGGAGGAGCAGCUACGCCAGACAGAAGAGCUCCAGCAGAGCCUCGAGCAAGAGCUGCAGGUAACAGGUAGCCGGCUGCACGAGCUGGAGCWGGAAAGACUUCAGAUGCUUGAGGAACGUGAGCUGCUGUCGCGACAACAGGACGCCAUGAGGGAGGAGGCUGGACCACGUGAACUUCGCCUAGUUGAAGCUGCAAUGGUUGCAGCACCUGAAGCAGACCUGCUGGAGGAAACGGAGAAGCUGAUGAAGGAGAAGGUGGAUGUCCAGCGUCAAGCAGAGAAGGAGAACACCGACCUCCUGAAGCAGGUGAAGCUACUGGAGGCGGAGCUGGAGGAGCAGGUCAACAGGGUGAUUGAGCUGGAGCAUGCUCAGAAGACGGAGAGCGGAGACCUCCAACAGCAGAUUCAAGCGCUGGAGAAGCAGCUGGAGAAGAACAGGAAGUUUCUGGACGAGCAAGCUGUGGACAGAGAGCACGAGAGGGACGUUUUCCAGCAGGAGAUCCAGAAGCUGGAGCAUCAGCUGAAGAGCCCACAGAAGCUUCAGAUUGGGUCUGAGCAAAGAAACCGAGAGGUGGAUCGAGUAGCCUUUAAGGUGGAGCAGCUGACCUCCCAGCUGAAGGAGAAGGCAGAUUGGUGCAGUGAGCUGCUGCUCAGCUCCGAGCAGCUGCGUCGUGAGCUCGGAGAGCGCGACGAGGAGAUUGAAAAGCUGGAGAGCCGCAUCCGCGAGCUGGAGCAGGCCCUGCUGGCCAGCGCUGAGUCUCUGGAGAAGGUUGAACCAAAAAACCAGCAUGAAUCCAUCACUGAGGCAAAGCACUCCACUCUGGAGGCUCAGUUACAAACGGAGAGAGAGGCUCUGGAGAGGAAAGAGAAAGAGAUCUGUAAUCUGGAGGAGCAGCUGGAGCAGUUCAGGGAGGAGCUGGAGAACAAGAGCGAGGAGGUGCAGCAGCUUCACAUGCAGCUGGAGAUCCAGAGGAAGGAGAUAAGCAGCCAGCAGCAGUAUCUGGAAACAAGGGACAGCAUGCUGCAGGUGAUGGAGGAGAAGGACAGGGAAAUAGCUCUUCUUAAUGAACAGAUCACUAAGCUUCAACACAUGGAAACAGCCUCUGAUAACAAGGAGUUUGAUGACAGGGAAGAAAUGAUAAAAGACUUGGAGUCCCAGGUAGAGUGUCUGCGGAGCGAACAGGAGCGCCUAAAGAGAAACAAAGAAGAAGAGCUCGAGCAGCUGAAUGAUGUCAUAGAGAAACUUCAGCAGGARCUCGCCAAUAUCGAGCAAAAACCGGCUGCAGAGGAAGAGGAGGACGCUAGAGUUGAAGUAGAAAGCGGUACGUGGGAGCCAACCAAAGAGGAGUACGGUGAAAUGAAGCAAAAGAUGGACCGAGCCACCAAAGAGCUGGAGACGCUGAGGACGGAGCACAGCAAGCUGCUGGACAGRUACCUGCUCUUGAAACAGAGCGCGGACGCUUUAGCCGAAACUGAAAACCUGGACAGCUCAGAGGAGCUCGAAGAAGCUCUGAGAGAGAAAACGGCAGCRCUUGUGGUUUUACAGGCAGAAGUUCAAGCUUUAGAGCAGAGUGCCUCGUCCAGAGUGGAGGAGUUAGGUCGAAAAAUUCAGGAGCUUGAAGAUUUGGUAGGUGAGAAAGACUCUGAGGUGAACCGCUGUCGACUUCUUGUGGAGCAAACACAAAGCUGUGCAGAUGAUCUUCAAGCAAAAGUCUACAAUCUGGAGGAAAACCURAGGGAAAACGUAGCUGCAGCACUGGUCAGCCAGGCUACGCUGGAGGCCUUCCAGCAGCAAUCUGAGGAAUCCAAACAUCAGCAGGAGCUGCAGAGGCUCCCCGCUCCACACGUCUUACAGUUCGCCGACUUCGGCAUCCCCCAACUGGACUUCAGCACAAUGGAUCAGGUGAAACGUUCACCAACAGGAAAGGUGGUUCACUUGACGCAGAAGCUUCGAGACCUGGAGGUUGGACUCAGCGGGAUGCAGAGAGACCAGGAGCUCCAGAAGCAGCUGCUCUCCAGCUCAGAGGAGGAGGUGCUGGAGUACGAGAGGAGGCUGGCCGUGCUCAUGGAGCUCCUCAGUCAGAUGAAGGCCGGGCCGGGCCAGAGGACCUCCUCAUCUGUGGAGAUCUCUUCUUCUGAGCAGUCAGCUGUGACGAAGCAUCAUCAGGAGCUGCAGGGGGUCAAAGAUGAAGUCAUCACCACCAAACAGCAGCUGGAGCUCUACAAGGAGAGCUGCAGCGGACUCGAGCAGGAGCUUCGAGACAAAACCGUGACCACGGAGAAACUUCAGGACCAACUUCAGAUGGUAUCGAAUGUUCAUGAAGGGACGACGACGGUGGAGCUUGAAGGAAAACUGAUGGAGGCUCAGAAUGAAGCAGCUUCCACCAAAGAGGAGUUGAACAGCUGCAAAGAACGACUGGAGAAACUUCAGGAGCUGCUGCAGGAGCGGGAAAUGACCAUUGCUCACCUCAAAGGAGAACUUUUCCAAGUUAAAGCUUCAGAAGACGGAGCUGACACGACAGAACUAAUCCAGGAGCUCGAGGAGGUCCAACGUGAUGCUGCUUCUGCCAGAGAAGAACUCGCCAGUUUCCAGGAGCGUAAUGAGAAACUGCAGGAGGACCUCCGAGCCCCGGAGAGCUCAGUUCUUAAACUCGAAGAGGAGCUCCAGGAGAUGAGAUGCAACGUGGACUCCACCAAAGAAGAACUCACCAGCUGUCGAGAGAGGAAUGAGAAGCUGCAAGAGGACCUCCAAGCCCGGGAGAGUCAGAUUUUAAAACUCGAAGAGGAGCUCCGGGAGGUGAGAAGCAGUGUGGACUCCACCAAAGACCUUGAUGGCUUCAAGCAGCAAAAUGAGAAACUUCUUGAGGACCUCCAAGCCCGGGAAAGUUCUGUUUUUAAACUUGAGGAGGAGCCCCAGGAGGUGAGGAGCAGAGUUGACACCUCCAAAGAAGAACUCGCCUGCUACCAGGAGCGUAAUGAGAAACUGCAGGAGGACCUCCAAGCUCGGGAGAGCUCAGUUUUUAAACUCGAAGAGGAGCUCCAGGAGGUGAGAAGCAACCUGGACACCUCCAAAGAAGAACUCACCAGCUAUCGAGAGAAGAAUGAAAAACUCCAGGAGGACCUCCAAGCCCGGGAAAGCUCAGUUUUUAAACUUGAAAAGGAGCUUCAGGAGGUGAGAAGCAGCGUGGACUCCACCAAUGUACUCGAUGGCUUCAAGCAGCAAAAUGAGAAACUUCUUGAGGACCUCCAAGCCCGGGAAAGUUCGAUACUUCAGCUCGAAGAGGCACUCAAGGAGMUGAGAAGCAAUGUGGACACCACCAAARAAGAACUUAAAAGCUAUAASCAGCAAAAUGAGAAACUUCUUGAAGACCUUCAAGCCCGGGAAAGUACCGUUUUUAAAUGCGAAGAACUCCAAGAACUGAGAAGCAAUGUGGACACCACCAAAGAAGAACUCAACAGCUGCAAACAGCAAAAUGAGAAACUUCUCGAGGAGCUGCACAGCCGGGAACUCUCCGUUUUAAAGCUUAAAGAGGAGCUUCAAGUUGUGCAAACAGCCUUGCUGAAAACAGCAGAAUCUGGUCCUCCAUCUUCCACUCCAUCUCCUUCCCCGUCUCCAUCUCCUCGCCUCUCCUCCUCCACCUCUUCCAUCUCAACCUCACAGCCCAAAAGAAAAGGCGCAAAGCCUCCAACUGCUAAGGGGGGCGGUUCCAAAGAUAAGCCACCUGUCUCUAAGAAAAGCUCUGCCUCUUCCAGCCGUUGGAACAGCAGCUCGGGUCAGCAGCACRUGGCUGUGACCCACUCAUUUACGCAGACCGAGCCUCUCCGAGAGCCGGACCUCCUCGCGGACGGCAAGUCCGCCACCAAAGACGAGCUGGAGGAAGUGAUCGGAGAGUUUCAGGAGAAGAUCGCGCAGAUGCAAGAGCUCCACGCGGCAGAAAUCCUCGACAUGGAGGCUCGGCACAUUUCUGAGAGCGAGAACCUCCGCAGGGACACUCAGGCUCUGGAGGAUGAAUGUAAAGCUAUGAAAGCUGUCAUCGACAAACUGUGCUCUGCCGAGGCUCCUCCGUCAAGACAAGAUCGUCCUGCGUUUAAAGAUGGAUACACCAGUGACAGCAGCUCAGACUACAGCCAGAGGACUGGAUAUGAUGUUCCCAGCUUGCAGCAGGAGUUCAGGACGACUCCAGAGGGGGCCAGGAGAGAAACAGAUGAUCCACUACCUGACAGGAUAAAGACGUUGCUCCGUGAGGUGCACCAGGAAGGCAUGCAGGUUCUGUCUUUGUCUGAGCCGGGCAGCCAGUUCAACGUCGAAGGCUGGGUGAAGGAGAGAGACGCCCUCCUGGCAACUGUGGAGUCUCUCAAAGGCCUCAUCACUCAGAUGCAGACACACAGCAAAGCACAGACGUCAGGCGGUGCGGACUGGCGUGCGGAGCUGCUGGAUGCAGUGCGGCAGGUUUUCCUGAGGGAGAGGAGCGUGCUGAAGAAUGCCCUGUACAGCCAGCUGGACCUGCUGGACACCAGCGAUGCUGUCGUUCACCUCAAUCAGCUGGAGCGCCGACUGGCAGAGCAGGACGCCCACCACAGAGAGGCCAUGAGUUUGCUUCACACAGCAGAAAGAUCAACUUUCAUCUCUGAGAUUCACCAACUCCGUCGUCAACUAGAGCACCUUCAUCCAAAUGCCCAGCCUKGCCUCACGGCUGCCGGUGAGCGCAGCUCGCAUGAGCUGAGGGAGAGAGCAGGAAGCGAUGGAGCAGAAGAGGGCGACAGGCUUCUCGUCGAGGAGCUGAAGGUGGAGCUUUCUCAGACUAAGCUGGAGCUGGAGACGACGCUCAAGGCCCAACACAAACACCUCAAAGAGCUGGACGCACUCAGGGCAGAAGUAUCCCAAAAGACUGCAGGGCUGGAUGCACUGAAUGACCAGCUGAUGGAAGAGAGGAAGAGGAGCAGAGAUCUUCAGUGGGCGGUGGAGAAGGAGAGGUGUCAAUCUGGAAGAACGGAGGAGAGCAAACGAGAGGAGCUGGAGGACCUGCAGCUGACUCUGGAGGAGCAGAAGGCUCACGUAGUCCAGCUGACCCAGACCCUGGAACAGGAGCGGCAGGCCUCCUCUCAGCUCUCCCAGAAAGCCCAACAGGACAAUCUGAGUCUCCAGAGACGUCUGCAGGAGCUCCAGGUCCAGCUGGAGACUGGGCGAGCCAAGGCCCUGGAGAUGAGCUCUGCUUUGGGAAGAGAGAGGGAGCUGCGGACCGGCCUCUCUUCCGAAAGCAACCCUCCUAACGAGGAGGGGCACCGUGAAGAGGAGGGAGGUCUGUUGGCAAAACUGCAGAGGGAGCUGGAUGAAAAAYAUUCACAGGUGGUGCACCUCCUCAGUCAGGUCGAAGCCCAGCGCCUCGAAGUAGUUCGAAGAGAAGAGGAGCUGACGCUGGCUAGUCAGAGAUCCAAACGAGACGAGGAGGCCCUCCUGGAGGCCCGGGCCCUGCUGGAAGUGCUGAGAGCACAACUGUCAGAGGUUCAAGAGCAGCUGAAGAAAGAGCUGGAGACAAGGACGAGACUGGAAGAGCGGCUGGACCAGUUAGGCCAAGAGAAGGAGAGUGGAGCUCCACAGGUUAACAAUCAGACUGCUGUUUGGCACAGUGAGUCGACUGACCGCACCAAAGACUGGGUGCUCCAGCAGAAGAGUGGGAGUGCUCAGUCGGCCAUAGUGUGUCCUCGUGUGGACGUUUCUCCAACAACACACACCGGCGGGCCACACCACGGGCCGUGGCGCACCGUCGAUAAGAUUGUGGGGAAACUCCACCUUAUCUCUUCCAAAAUUCACACUAUGACCAGCAAAACUCCUGGCAGGCCGACUGCAGAGGUAGACAGUGACGAGUUGUCAUGGAUCCAGUCCAGUGUUGAUGAGGUCAUYACUAUGCUACAGCAGUCCCCAGGUUUACCUUCUCUCCCAGAGAGUGUGCCCCUGCUGCCAGGAGGCUCCUCCAGCACCCUGACGGAGCGGCUGCUGAGGCAGAACGCCGAGCUGACGGGGUUUGUCAGCCGCCUGACCGAGGAAAAGAACGAUCUGAGGAACCACACGCUGCACUUGGAAGAAGAGCUGCGACGCUGUCGGCAGUCAGGACUGGGAUCAGGCGACGKCUCCAGCAGGAGAGGAGCGUCAAAGAUGGACUCUGCAGGUUUGAUACUUUCUCAGGAGCGGGAGUCCUGGACCCGAGAGAGGAUCCGACUGGAGAAAGCUUUGCGUCAGGCUCAGUCCCAGGUGGCACGUCUCACGGGAGAAGUCAGGUCCGAAACACUGCGAGAGAUAACUGGGCCUGAGGCUGACAACUCUGCACUAAAGAGGAUGUACGGGAGGUAUCUGAGGUCAGAAAGUUUCCGGAAAGCACUGAUCUACCAGAAGAAGUAUCUGCUGUUACUGCUGGGUGGUUUCCAGGAGUGUGAGGAGGCCACGCUGUCGCUCCUGUCCAGGAUGGGCGGCCGGCCUUCUCUCUCCAGCCUGGAGUCCUACAGCCAGCGCCGCCGGGGAUUAAUGCGCUUCCGCUCUGCCGUCCGAGUCUCUAUCGCCCUCUCCAGGAUGCGUUUCCUUGUGAAGCGGUGGCACAAGACGACGGGGCUGAGCUCCACGGCUUCCUGCGGCGUCAACAAGAACGGAGCAGGUUCUGACGUGAGGGAUUCACCGUAUCUUCACCCGAGCAGUGUGGAGGUGUACAGGGAAAGAGGAGGAGGAGGAGGCGUCUGCAGCGGAAGGGGGAGAAGUGGGCGUGAAUCCCCACGAUCAGGCGCCUCCUCUACACAACACAGGUUUCACCUGGCCGCAGACCACGGUCCUCUCACCUGUUCCCACCUCCAGAGCUAUGACCCCGACCGAGCGCUUACCGACUACAUCUCCAGACUGGAGGCUCUGCAGAGGAGGCUGGGCAGCGUCACAUCAGGUGCUUCUUCAUAUGCUCAAUUGCACUUUGGCUUGAGAAGAUAGAUGCUGACAAAUGACUUUGGCUUGAAGUAACUCAGUUGCCUUCUCUCGUGCUGAGCGCUCUGUUGUUUUCUAUCAUUCUGCUGUGGACUGUAUGUCUCCAUGUGGACCAAAACACAUUUUUUUAUUAGUGUACGACAUGAUGUAUUCAGGCUUUUUGUCGCCAGCACUUGGGGGAAAAAAAACAAAAAAGAAAACAGCUAUGUUUGUAAUUUAAUCUGCCUCUUUUUUGUGGAUGAUCUACAAUAAUGUAUAUUUGUCUAAUGCUAAUUUAAGGACUUUGUGAUUAAUUUAUAUGUUUGUGAUGAAUGGGUGGAGCGUUACAUUUGAGGAUGUUUGGGUUUAUUGUUCAGGAGGCUGCUACUGGAUCUUCUUCACUACACUGUGUUUUGUUAAGGCCGGAGAGACUACAGAAGACAUUUGUAGAGAACGUAUUUUUGUAAAGCGUAGGAGCUUUGAAAUUUUGGGGUAUUUUGUCAAAAACUGAAAUAAAGAGUACCACAUUAUUUGAAA
This is a messenger RNA of Austrofundulus limnaeus, 13558 nucleotides long. It is a transcript of the gene akap9, whose product is annotated as A kinase (PRKA) anchor protein 9. The transcript is spliced from 56 exons. Gene Ontology annotation, molecular function: molecular adaptor activity. The record is from RefSeq and is a predicted model, not a curated record. NCBI's taxonomy places the organism in Eukaryota, Metazoa, Chordata, Actinopteri, Cyprinodontiformes, Rivulidae. The coding region runs from base 131 to 13048 and encodes 4305 amino acids. Gene Ontology annotation, biological process: signal transduction.